Messenger RNA from Macroventuria anomochaeta, 2604 nucleotides. RefSeq names its product UV-endonuclease UvdE. The coding region runs from base 236 to 2545 and encodes 769 amino acids. The transcript has 2 exons. Gene Ontology annotation, biological process: response to UV; nucleotide-excision repair; mitochondrial DNA repair. The record is from RefSeq and is a predicted model, not a curated record. Lineage: Eukaryota; Fungi; Ascomycota; Dothideomycetes; Pleosporales; Didymellaceae. Gene Ontology annotation, molecular function: endonuclease activity. Gene Ontology annotation, cellular component: nucleus; mitochondrion.
GCGAUGCGCUCAGAGCUUGACGCGUUUCUCGUUCAACAUGGCUUGCAGAAGUAAUUGUACAACUCUAUACCCCCUUUACUUUGAGCGUGCAUCUCCUCUUUUCACCCGCAAACCUUGAGCUCCUCUUUUCAUGAUACGUUCUGUACAUAAGUUUGGUCCUUUCGUUGCAUAUCGAACGGCACAGCGAGCGGCACUUGUCUCGCAGAGCUUUCGCGCACUUCCCUAUCUUUCCGUCAUGCCUCCAAAACGCAAGGCAUCCGCAGUAGCUGCGUUGCCUGCGGCCACUGAAGCGCCCCUCGACCGUUCAAAGAUUCGCCGCUCUGAAGUGCCCCUGCCAUCGAAUGCUGCAGGAAAGGAGAAGAAGCCACCACGCCGACAAUCUUCCCGUGGGGGGGCUGCAGUCACAAAUCCAGACACUAAUCCUGAGGUCCUUGAUGCGCCCAAUGCUCUGCGGGCUUCGCCUGAUGGGCAUGAGUGCGCCGAAGGAGAAGCCCACCUGCAUCAGCACGACAUUGACGCCGGCGAUGCAGUAAACGGCGUCAAUGCGGCCUCAGCUAAGCCCUUGAGCUCGCAGAAUGCAGCCACGGAGGUCAAGGCAGUUCCAUCGACGGGUACCGAGAGCAUUGACGAAACUGGAGCCACUUCUGCAGCGCCAGCAGCCGGCAGAGCCAAGAGGAAGAAGGCUGGCGCCGCGCAUGUGAAGACAGAAGGUGGAGACAGCAAUAUCGCGCCUACAAAUGGCGUUACAAGGAGUGUCACUGCCCCUGCAGAGGAUGCGGGUGUUACUGGCGAUCUUGAAGCCGAAGGGGUAGACGGCGAGGAGGGCGACGAAGUGGAGCUCAAAGAAGCCCUAGCACGGCCGCCUCCUGUAAACUCUGAAUACCUUCCUCUUCCGUGGAAGGGGCGUUUAGGAUAUGCUUGUCUUAACACCUACCUUCGAAACGCCAAUCCUCCCGUGUUCAGCUCCAGGACGUGCCGGAUCGCGAGUAUCAUCGAACAUCGGCACCCUCUGAGGGACCCUUGUCAGCCCGAGCAUGCCAUCAAGAACCGCCCCGAUAGGGAUCAACCGGCUGAUCAUGCACGGGGACAGAAGUAUGUUGAGGAGCUGGGCCUGGCCAAUGUCAGAGACAUCAUCAAGAUGAUUCGAUGGAAUGACAGAUAUGGCAUCAAGUUCAUGCGAUUGAGCAGCGAGAUGUUCCCGUUUGCAAGUCACGAAGAGUACGGUUACAAGCUUGAGCCUUUUGCUGCAGAAGCUCUGGCCGAAGCUGGAAAUGUCAUUGGUGAGCUGGGCCAUAGAGUCACAACACAUCCUGGCCAGUUUACGCAGUUGGGAUCGCCACGGAAGUCUGUCAUCGACAACGCCAUUCGCGAUCUUGAGUAUCACGCCGAGAUGUUGUCUCUGCUGAAGCUGCCGCCACAACAAGAUCGCGACGCUGUCAUGAUCAUGCAUUUGGGAGGUGCUUUUGGCGACAAGCCGGCAGCCCUUGACAGGUUUCGUGAGAACUACGCAAGGCUCUCGGACGAGGUCAAAAAGCGCCUCGUUCUUGAGAAUGAUGAUGUCGUUUGGAACGCUCACGAACUGUUGCCUAUGUGCCAGGAGCUUAACAUACCUUUUGUGCUUGACUUUCAUCAUCACAACAUCCUCUUCGAUAAUACCAAGCUUCGAGAAGGCACGAAAGAUGUGAUGGACAUGUUUCCUGCAAUUCUUGAAACUUGGUCAAAGAAGAACAUUACUCCAAAGAUGCACUAUUCUGAGCCGUGUCCAGGUGCCAUAACUGGGAGGGAUCGUAGGAAGCACUCACCGCGUGUGAUGACUUUCCCUCCAUGUCCAGAUACGAUGGACUUGAUGAUCGAAGCCAAAGAUAAGGAACAAGCUGUCUUCGAGCUCAUGCGGACGUUCAAGCUACCAGGUUUCGAGCGCAUCAACGACAUCGUGCCGCAUCAGCGACCAGACGAGAACAAGCCCUGGAAGCCAAAGCCGAAGAAGAAGCCCAAGAAGGGCAAGAAAAAGACUGACGAUCUUGAGGACAUUGACAUGAAGCUUGAGGAGGUGGAAGAAGAGGACGUUCCUCCUCCCAUCAUUCCUGACGAGGAGGUGGGCAUGGGCGGGCCUGAGGGACGAGUGUAUUGGCCGCCCACAAUGGAGGAUUGGCUUCGACCACCGAAGCGGGUGAUCAAGAAGAAAGAGGAGGGUACCGCUACUCCCGCCAAGAAGAAGCAGAAGACUGCAGCCACCGACAAUGCCUCCGUCACUAGUGAAGCCGCAGCCCUUGACGAAGUCAAAACUCCAGCUAAGAAGUCAGCGCCCAAACGGGCUGCUAGCUCAACAAAGAAGAAGGCACCGAAGGCCGUUCCUACACCCUCCCCAUCCGAUGACGAAGAUAGCCUUAGCUCACCACCGCUCAGCGAUUUGGGCGACGAGGACGAGGUUCCUGCCGUGCAGAAGCGAGCUGCGCGAUCUGCGCCUAUACGGAAGAAGUCAGGCAGAGCUGCUGCGACCAAGGUGAGCUACAAGGAGGAAGAGGCCGACGAGAUGAGCAUGUAGCGGCACACAAGUGCAACAACCGACAUUCGCAGGAGUUUGGAACCGGUAAUUGAAACUAG